AGUCCCCGGCUGCAAGAAGGCCUGGAUGUCGGAAAAUGGAGUAGCGCGGGGAAAAUAAACGUAAACAUAAACAAAACAGAAACGUAAUGUUCACGACCAUUCCAUUCGAUAUUUAACUUAGAUUUACAUUAGCCGCAGUAGUCACAGGCUGUGUAAAGUUAAAUGAAAAACAGGAAAUUAGAUAGAAAACUAAGAAUAUGAGCGAGUUUCGUGUCCAUCACCAUGUUAGUGAACUACUCAAACUUUUGGGGAGCAAAGGAGGAGAGGGUCCAGAGAUAUACACUGACCUGCUGUUGAAGAACAGAACUCAGUAUGUCUCAACCCAAGUAUCUGUCCAUGGAGCAAAGAGAAAAAUUGCAGAAUUCACAAGAACACCACAGGAUUUCUUAAAAAAAUAUGAUGAACUGAAAUCCAAAAAUGUUCGUGAUCUGGAUGUAUUGGUGUCCUUGCUCUCAAAGAUCUCGGAAGAUAGGGACGUCGUUAAAACACUGGAGAAGAACGCCAAGAAAAUGGAGACUCCGAUGGACAAAUUGGCGUUGCAUCACUCAGGAUCCAAGAUGUCCGACAGAGAAGUGUCAGAAUUGCGCAAUCAACUCCUGACAUUUGCCAGCACCAGCAGCCCGGUGCAGACAUCAGAGUCCCUCCGUAGAAUGAUGAGGGAACGUCAGACCAAGAAGAACUCCUCUGUUAACCUCCCAGUGAUGGCUGCAUGGGCAUAUGAGCGCCCUCACUUGACGGAUGAGUUUGUUGUGUCUUCAAGGGGUACAGCUCAGUCUAGUGUGCCUCUUGGAAACCUGCCUAUCGCAGUACAAGAAUUGUCCAUUGUACAAGAUCUCUUGUUGGUGUUAAAGGGAAGUGAAGCUCGUUACAUAUUAGUGAGGCCAUCUCCAGGAAAUCCAACUCCUCGUGAAUUCAACGUCGAUCAGUCUCUUGAUGUCUCCCUUCAAGAACUUGUUUACAGAAUCCUACCAAUGUGCUCCAACUACUCCAUCAUCAUGAGAUUCGUCGAGGACAAGGUGUCCUUUGAGUAUGGUCUUGUGAACCACGCCCUUUCAAAAGCAAUGAGAACCCUUAUCAAGGAAUAUUCCAUUCUUGUAGCUCAGUUGGAAUACCAGUACCAGUUGGAAAAUCUCCCACUCCAGAGGUUCUGGUUCUACAUCCGACCCUGCAUGCAGACAAUGGAAAUUUUAGCUUCCAUCGCCAGCUCCGUAGAAAGAGGUGCCUGCUCUGGGGGAUCUGUCCUGAGCCUACUGCACGAGAAAACAACAUCAAUGAUUGGAGAUGCCAAAGCUCAGGAUCUGUGCCUGUAUCUAACCCAAUCAGCAUGUGCUCCAUACUUUGAGAUAUUGGAAAAGUGGAUCUACAAAGGCAUCAUCAAUGAUCCCUACUGUGAGUUUAUGGUUGAGGAAAAUGAAUCCGUUCAUAAGGAGAAACUUCAGCGGGAUUACAACGAUGCGUAUUGGGAACAACGGUACACUAUCUGUAGAGAUCGAAUCCCCGUCUUCCUCGAAUCUGUUGCUAAGAAGAUUCUUAGCACUGGCAAAUAUUUGAAUGUCAUCAGACAAUGUGGACGAAGUCCAAAGUGCCCUCAUGCUGAAGAAAUCUUGUACACCUUAAAUGAACGCGAGUAUGUUGAUCAGAUUGAGAAGACUUUCAACCAUGCCAGUCAAGAGCUCAUUGAUCUACUAAUGGAAGAACGAGAGUUAAUGGCCAAAUUAAGAUCUAUCAAACGGUAUUUUCUGAUGGAGCAGGGUGAUUUUUUUGUUCAUUUUAUGGACAUAACAGAAGAGGAGAUGAAGAAAGGGAUGGAGGAAAUAAUGCCUGCAAGAUUGGAAUCACUCGUGGAACUGGCAAUUAGAACGAGUGAAGCAAAUGCUGAUCCCUUUAAGGAUGACCUAAAAGCAAUUUUGCUUCCCUACGACUUGAUCACUCAACUGCUCCGAAUCCUCUCCAUUGAAUCUAAAGAAGAGAAAGUUGUAUUCCAAGAAAUGGACCCAACUGAAAUUCACAUAUCUGGGUUAGAGGCAUUCUCCUUUGAUUAUGUUGUAAGAUGGCCUUAUGAUUUAUUAAUAUACCAGGCCCUCACAAAAUAUCAGAUGCUAUUCCGUCACCUGUUCUACUGUAAGCAUGUUGAACGUACCCUCUGCAGUGUGUGGCUAAGCAACAAAAGUGCCAAAAAGUUCUCGCUUCGCUCUUCCAAGUGGUAUGCAGCUGGCUUUGCCCUCCGUCAGCGGAUGCUGCAUCUUGUCCAGAACCUGCAGUACUACAUGAUGUUUGAGGUGAUUGAACCUAACUGGCUGAUGAUGCUUGAAAGUCUCAAGAGUGUUUCCAACAUUGACGAUGUGUUAGAGUUCCACACAGACUUUCUUGACAAGUGUCUGAAGGAUUGUAUGCUCACGAAUCCUGAUUUAUUGAAGAUUGUCAGCAAACUUAUGCUGGUCUGUGUCACGUUCAGCAACUGCAUCCAGCGUUUCACUCACAGUAUGAAUGUUGAGGCUCAGGUGAACCAAAUGUCAACUGAGUCUGGCAGCAGCAGGAGGAAAGAUGGAAAGGACAAAGGAAGUAAAGGUGCAGAUGAAGCGAAGGCAAAGAAACAAACCACAACAAAGGUUGUAGCUGAGCAUGUUGACCAACUGAUAGCCAGUGAGGAGUUUGAGCGAACGAUCAUCAACUUUGACACAAACUUCUCAACCCUUCUAAUUGACCUGCUGGACAAUUUGAGCAUAUAUAGCACAACUAACUGUGAACAUAACAUGAUGAACAUCAUCCACCGACUAGACUUUAAUGGUUUCUACACGCAGCAGUUAGAGGGACUGGCUGCUGAGAGGAGUAUGCGUGAAAAUGCUCAAGAUGAUGAUCAAGGGAUCUCAUCAUUGUUGAAAGAUGCAUCAAUAAAACUCCCAACGAUAUCAUUGGAUGAGGGUCGAAGGUCAACUAAAGGUUCGUAGUUCACCUUGUUGCCAUUGGAGAAGUUCAGUCUAUGUUACAUUAUCAUUGUCUCUGAAGUCUUCAGACUCUGGAGGGCAGCACUCAUAAUUGGAUACUUGUGGAAGAUGAGGACCAAAGGUCAUAAACACUACUGUACUAUUUUGACAAUGGCUUAAGCCAGCAAGCAGCUUACAUAUUAAAUCAUUCUUGACCUCAACAAAAAUUCUGACGUUGAAAUACAGUAAUGGAUCAUCAGUUUACAAGGAACAUUGCAUCAAGCAAUGCUAAAUCCCAUUUAUAUUUGAUUUUAUGCUUGGCACAAGUUUAAACAAUUUUCCUAUUAGCAUUUGUUUGCUAUGUCUGACAAAUUUUGUAACCUUAUUUGGGCAUCACCAUUGUUGUGUUGCUGACUGAUGAUUGGCUGUUGUGCCUUUUAAGAUAUUACCUGCUUGACAGCAAUAGGAGUAGGCUAGACAUGGCUAUAUAUUGUUGAAAUGUACAAAUUUUGCUAAGAGCAUUGUUUUGCAAUAAAUUUAUCUAGUAUAA
Anneissia japonica is the source of this 3474-nucleotide messenger RNA. Its product is annotated as gamma-tubulin complex component 2-like. NCBI's taxonomy places the organism in Eukaryota, Metazoa, Echinodermata, Crinoidea, Comatulida, Comatulidae. The transcript has 18 exons. The record is from RefSeq and is a predicted model, not a curated record. Gene Ontology annotation, biological process: meiotic cell cycle; mitotic cell cycle; spindle assembly. Gene Ontology annotation, cellular component: centrosome; spindle pole; equatorial microtubule organizing center. Bases 198 to 2948 code for a protein of 916 amino acids. Gene Ontology annotation, molecular function: gamma-tubulin binding; microtubule minus-end binding.